This is a messenger RNA of Culex pipiens pallens (northern house mosquito), 2053 nucleotides long. Its product is annotated as protein tumorous imaginal discs, mitochondrial-like. Gene Ontology annotation, molecular function: heat shock protein binding; ATP binding. Bases 177 to 1931 code for a protein of 584 amino acids. The transcript has 5 exons. Gene Ontology annotation, cellular component: mitochondrion. Gene Ontology annotation, biological process: mitochondrion organization; negative regulation of apoptotic process; protein folding. The record is from RefSeq and is a predicted model, not a curated record. NCBI's taxonomy places the organism in Eukaryota, Metazoa, Arthropoda, Insecta, Diptera, Culicidae.
CGCAUGUUUUCGGCUGACCGUCCGUGAUCAUCGCGCAGAGAGUUUCGCGUAAUUUCUUUUGCCCGUCGUAACAAAUCCUCCGAUGGUUCUGGACUCAGUUGUCCAGUAAGUGCGUGGUCCGGUGUUGAAAACCGUAGGAAUCAAGUGUCGCGUAUCUUCUUUUUGCUUAAAUUAAAAUGAACACCCGAGGCUUGCUGCAGCGAAGUCUAAAAUUCCUCACCGGCAAGCAGAUUCUCGCAAGGCCAGCUAGCAGUUUGGCCGGGUCCGGUGGCCAGGGCCGAUGUUCACACUGUCGCGGGCUUAGUGGGACGGACGGGAUCUUUAGCCAGAGCCGAACAGCGGGACUGUUGGCCGCCGACAAGAGCCAGGAUGUGAUCCAGGUGCGGCAAAUCAGCACCGGCCGGGUGUUGCAGAAGAAGGACUACUACAGCAUUCUGGGGGUGGCGAAAAACUCCUCGCCGAAGGAAAUCAAAAAGUCGUACUAUCAGCUGGCGAAAAAGUACCACCCGGACACCAACAAGGACGAUCCGGACGCGAGCCGGAAGUUCCAGGAGGUGUCGGAGGCGUACGAGGUCCUGAGCGAUGACACCAAACGGCGCGAGUACGACACGUUCGGCCAAACGUCGGAACAGAUGGGCCGCGCCGGCGGCGGUGGCCAUCCGGGCGCUGGUCGCGGUCCGCAGGGCUUCUCCCAGAACUGGCAGUUCCGCAGCACCAUCGAUCCGGAGGAGCUGUUCCGGAAGAUUUUCGGCGACGGUGGCUUCAAGGCCGGUGGCUUCGACGACUUUAGCGAUUCGCGGUUCGGUUUUGGCGGCGCCCAGGAGGUGAUGAUGAACCUGACCUUUGCGCAGGCGGCACGCGGCGUGAACAAAGACAUCGACGUGAACGUGGUGGACACGUGCCCGAAGUGCACCGGGUCGAGGUGCGAGCCGGGCACGAAGCCGGGCAAGUGUCAGUACUGCAACGGGACGGGCAUGGAGACGAUUUCGACGGGGCCGUUUGUGAUGCGUUCGACGUGUCGGUACUGCCAGGGCACGCGGAUGUACAUCAAGUAUCCGUGCUUGGAGUGUGGCGGCAAGGGACAGACGGUGCAGCGGAAGCGGGUGACGGUGCCGGUGCCGGCGGGUGUUGAGGACGGGCAGACGGUGCGGAUGGCCGUGGGUAACAAGGAGCUGUUUAUCACGUUUAACGUUGAGAAGAGUCGCUACUUCCGGCGGGACGGCUCGGACGUGCACACCGAGGCCAACAUCAGCCUGUCGCAGGCGCUGCUCGGGGGAACGAUCCGCGUGCAGGGCGUGUACGAAGACCAGACCAUCCAGGUCGUGCCGGGAACGUCGUCGCACACGCGCAUCACCCUCAAGGGCAAGGGACUGAAGCGGGUCAACAGUUACGGGUCGGGCGAUCACUACGUGCACCUCAAGAUUCAGAUUCCGACCAAGCUGAGCAGUCAGCAGAAGGCGCUGGUGCAGGCUUACGCCGAACUCGAGGAGGACACUCCGGGCCAGAUCAUGGGCGUGACCCACAAAACGGACGGUAAGUACUCGGCUGGUGCCGCCGGCGCAGCUGCAGCAGGUUCGUCAGGCUCUGGCGGCUCUGGUCCCUCGUCCUCGUCGUGGUCCUCCAAUUCCAGUUCCGGGUCACAGCGCGGCAAAUCGUCGGCUGAACCUCCCAUCCAGGGCGCCCGCGAGGACGACAGCUUCCGGGGGUACAAGUCGCACGACCAGUCGUCGGUUCCGCGCGACACGCUCGGAGGUUCACGGUUCUACUUUGGCCUCGGCGUGCUGCUCGUGUUCGGGUUCUACGUGUACUACAGUAUCGCUCAGAUUCCGACCCAGCUGGAGCUGGAACGGGACGCGGCCCUGGAGCGACAGAGGCGAGCCCAGGCCGGAGCUGGAGGGCCAGCGCAGCGGAGCCCGUUUGACGAUGCCUAGACGAGAUAGAAAUAAGAUGACGAUUGUUAAGUUGUUUUGUUGGUUGGUUGGUUGAAAAUUGUACCGGACACAGAUUACGAAAAUAAAGACGCGAUAGAACGCUGUGAGAUUAGGUAAAACAA